This is a messenger RNA of Pantherophis guttatus, 2577 nucleotides long. It is a transcript of the gene PIP4P1, whose product is annotated as phosphatidylinositol-4,5-bisphosphate 4-phosphatase 1. Gene Ontology annotation, molecular function: phosphatidylinositol-4,5-bisphosphate 4-phosphatase activity. Gene Ontology annotation, biological process: phosphatidylinositol dephosphorylation. Lineage: Eukaryota; Metazoa; Chordata; Lepidosauria; Squamata; Colubridae. Gene Ontology annotation, cellular component: plasma membrane; phagocytic vesicle membrane; lysosomal membrane. The record is from RefSeq and is a predicted model, not a curated record.
UGCGCGCUACGGAAGCCGAGAGAGACUCAGGGCGGUUACAGGUGCAGCAGCCGCAGCGGCGAUGGCUGCGGAUGGUGAACGCUCCCCUCUCCUGCCAGCCGAGCCUGGCGAUGGGAGCGGCCUCGGCUCCGGAGGCUUGGUGGGGCCGGCGGGUCUGGGGUCGGGACCCGCCUCGACUGCUCCGGGAAAACCCAACCCACCACAGGGAUUUUCCUCUUUCAGCAGUCUCGAUGGGACCCAAGCAGCCGUACUGCCUGCAGAAGAUCCCCCACCCUAUUCCCCGAUGGCGUCGCCGGAGAGCGGCAGUGCCCCUAUGAUCACUUGCCGAGUCUGCCAGAGCCCCAUCAAUGUGGAGGGAAAGAUGCAUCAGCAUGUGGUAAAGUGUAGCGUUUGCAAUGAGGCCACGCCGAUUAAAAAUGCCCCACCUGGUAAGAAGUAUGUCAGAUGCCCUUGCAACUGUCUUUUGAUCUGUAAAGUGACCUCACAACGCAUUGCCUGUCCACGGAUAUAUUGUAAAAGGGUCAUAAAUUUAGGGCCCGUUCACCCUGGCCCUCCGAGUCCCGAGCCUCAGCCCACAGGUGUGCGUGUCAAUUGCGGCCACUGCGAAAAUAAUUUCCUGUGGACAGAAUUCACCGAUCGCACUUUAGCCCGAUGCCCGCACUGCCGUAAAGUCUCUUCCAUCGGGCGCCGCUAUCCGAGGAAAAGGUGCUUAUGCUGUCUUCUGUUGGGCGUGCUGAUGGCCGUGACAGCAACUGGGUUGGCGUUUGGUACCUGGAAACAAGCCCAGCAGUACAGGGGUGUCUAUGCUGCCUGGGCUGUGGUGAUUUUCCUGUCUUUGGUUUUCCUUGGCCGAGGUAUGUACUGGGCUUGUAUGAGAGUCAGCCACCCUAUCCAGAACUUCUCGUGAGCCGCUUCAAGGUCUUCAUCAUUUCCCACUGCUGCUCCACCACCUCAUACCCGGGGACCCAGAGCCCGUCUUUUCCCCUCCGCUUCCAUUUGAAGUUGGGUCUGCCGUGCCACCUUCUUGCUGUGCCCGCUCCCGGCGUCGUCAUCUGAGUAACUAUGGGACAACCCUGAUAUCUACCAGUCUUCUUCCAUCUCUGUUGCUCUGAGCCAGGAUUGAUGGCAAAAGAAAGUACAAUUUGACUCCAAAGGAGCCGAAGAUCCAGUUCUGCUGGGUUCUGCUAUCCCUGGCAGGCGGGGGUGGGGUAGGCGAAGUUCCUAUGGAUCCUGCAAGUUAACAGAACACUAAUCGUUCCCAAAAGAAAAAAACUUGAACGCAGCUGAGAUGGUUUGGCAUCAAACCACCGGCGGCUGUUGCGGUGACGUUUGGAGAUGACCCAGCCCAAACAGCGGAUACCCCUUGAGAUUACACUACAAUUCUUCAGCGGGGGCACUUCACAAAAAUGGGUGUUUUCAGGACUCUGUUCUCAGCUCCCAUCGGAGGUUGCUUAAAAAAAUUUUUCCUGGUCGAGAGGGGAAGGCAAAAGAAAUCGCUGCUGUAUUGGUUUUUUUUUUUUUCCUUGUUUUUUUUUUCUCAUCCUGUGGUCUGUAAUGUGGGGGGUAGCUAAAAGCUGCAAGGUUUCGAGGAUCGAAGCAGUUUCCACAAUCCUCAAAAUGUGAAUGGGGGCCCCGGGGAAUGAGAGAAAGCCCGUUCCAUAAAGGCUAGUACCACAGCCCCGGGAUUGGUCCAGAUGCUUGUUUAAUGAAUUUCAGCCCUUACCUCCCCCUUUCUGUGAUCUACAGUGUGAGAUCCAGAGGUCUUCCGCUAAAGAAGUUUAGCUUUGUUAACUGUGGGACUCAUCUCUUAUCGUUUUCUUAAUCUUUGCACAUUCCUCGAAGGAGCUACUUCCCCGUUUCUUCUCCAACAAUCCAAACUCUGGAUGGGGCGAGAUGAGAGCAGCCUUGGGAACCAUCAUGUCUCUCUCUCUCUCUUUAAAGAGCCCUUUCUAACCAUGGCUACGGUAUUUGUUGUUUUUGUUCGAAAGGUUGAAGGGAGAACUGCUGGCCAACACCACCCGCAGUUGAUUGAGAGCUGGGAGGGGAGAUUUAUCUCAACCUUGACUUGAGGCGCAGAACUAUCUUCUUCCAGAGCCUACUAAAUCAGAUUUUCUUCUCUUCUUUUGUAUUACUAGUUGAUGACAUAGACCGAAGGGGGAGGAAAAUGGUGCAUGCACUCUUGUCAUAGAGAGGAAAGGACUCCCCGAGUCAUGCAAGCAAAGACAUUCCGCUUAGGGAAAUAUCUCAAUCCUGGUGCGAACCUGGCUUGAUUUUUCUCAGUGCUAGUCCUCUCCCCUCCUUCCUCCUUGGCCUCAAGAUUUUAAUUCUCCCACCUUCGUGGCAUCGAGCUUAUAGCCUCAAGCCUGUUGCAGCUUGUAUAUAAGGAGUAAAAUGUACAUAGAACUAUUUAAGAUAACUUCUCCGUGUUGGCUGCCUGCUUGCCUGCCUUAUGUGCUUGCACCGUAUGUCUGUCUCUUUUUCAGCCAUGAUUGAACAUGUCUGUUGUCCUUUUCCUUCUCUUCCACAGGCACAAUUGGAUGAUUGUAAAUAAAUAAAACGUCACUAUUGCAUAUCUGA